CGGCAAAUGAAGUCCUUAUGCAAAGCAAAACACCAUUAAAGUUGAUCUGUUCCUGAUUUCUUAACUAGCACUACUAGUACCACUUGGUCAGAUUUCACGAGUCAGAAGCGUAACCGCGAGCACAUCUGAGUACGCGGCGGAAGGGUCAAGCGUCAAACGCGCUUGCCCAUUUGCCCGGAAGAACUGCGGCACGGAGUCGUCGCCGCCCUGCCCGCUUCUUCUUCCCUGCGCUUUCCGAGCAGCUGCAGCUCCUCUAGUCCUCUUCUCCUGUACAAUUCUCGAGCCGAGCUCAGGAUCGCUCAAAGCAACAACAAACAAAGAAUCACCUGCCUGCCUCCUCCGAUACCCCAAUCGCUCCACGCCCCUUCCGCGGGUAGCUCACGCUCUCGACCGACCUUGGGCGCCGCCGACGCAGGCGAGCAACAUGGAUCCCGCCGCCACGGCCUACCCCGUCGCGCGAGACCCGCCGCCGCGGCCGCCCCCGCAGACGGCGCAGCUGGGCCAGGGCCCGGGGGCGGCCCCCGGCCCGCACCGGACCGGAUGGGCCGUCCCAGCGAUCCUCUCGCUGGCGAUCACCGCGGCCUUCGCGUGGGCCGUGUACCGGGCGCGGCACAGCGGGCGGGACCUGGCCUUCGUCAUCACCACCUACUACCUCCUCGCGCUGCUCUACUGCUGCCUCGGCAAGCUCGACCUCCUGCGGGGCCGGGCCAUCGACGACCCGGAGCGGCGCCGGACCAGGUUCGCCGUCUGGGCGCUGGCCGUCGCGCUGGGGAACACCGUCGCGAUCCGGGUCGCGGACGCCAUGCCUUACCUGGCGCUCAAGAUCGCCGUCUGGGUCGUCACGGCCGUCGCCAUGGGCGUCGCGUUCUACUUCCUCUUCCGCGGCAACAUCCGCGCCGCCGACGCCGCCCGCCCGCGGACGGAGAGGGCUCUCCACGAGAUGUCCCCGGAGCAGAGGGUGUGAACAAAGUUGUGGAAGUAGUAUUAACCAAAGCCAUUGUCUCAUUAUUUUCUUUCUUUUGUCAACUUUGUUUCUGAAACUUAUCUUUUGGUGAAUUGCUCCGUGGUCGUCAGUGAUGUAUCGAAAUCAACGACCCGAUGUCCCGAUUGCCGUUCCAUUUCUGUAAAGUUUGACUGGUGAUUGUAUCAACCAGAAUUUUCCGUUCCA
This is a messenger RNA of Brachypodium distachyon (stiff brome), 1168 nucleotides long. RefSeq lists its product as uncharacterized. The record is from RefSeq and is a predicted model, not a curated record. The transcript has a single exon. NCBI's taxonomy places the organism in Eukaryota, Viridiplantae, Streptophyta, Magnoliopsida, Poales, Poaceae. The coding region runs from base 425 to 964 and encodes 179 amino acids.